Messenger RNA from Sorghum bicolor (sorghum), 2069 nucleotides. RefSeq names its product VAN3-binding protein. NCBI's taxonomy places the organism in Eukaryota, Viridiplantae, Streptophyta, Magnoliopsida, Poales, Poaceae. The transcript is spliced from 7 exons. Gene Ontology annotation, biological process: auxin-activated signaling pathway; leaf vascular tissue pattern formation; phloem or xylem histogenesis. Bases 143 to 1558 code for a protein of 471 amino acids. The record is from RefSeq and is a predicted model, not a curated record.
ACCACCCGCCCCACUACAACUCUCGUUCGAGAAAGAAUUUCUCUUGGCAUUUGGCUCGGUCAUCACUGGUAACGCGCCCACUCACUCGCAUCACACUCCCCUCCACCUCCAUAACUGCCUGCCCCCCGCCCCGCGCGCGGACAUGGGCGAUCCCCGGGCGCGCACGUCCGCCGUGGCCGCCGGCGAGCUGCGGCCGCCGGAGCCGCCGCUGGACCCGCUCGAGUUCCUCUCCCGCUCCUGGAGCGCCUCGGCGGGGCGCGCGUUCGCGCCCCACCCGCCGCCGACGCCGCCGCCGGCGGCCAGCCCCAUCGCCGAGGACGCCGCGUGCGAGCUCGACGACGGCGCCGUCGUCUGCGGGGUCUCCGCCGCCGCCGCGUCCGGGGGCAGCUCCUUCUCCUUCGCGUCCGCCGCCACGUCGCAGCUCAUCAUGGAACGGAUCCUCGCGCAAUCCCAGGAAGUGGCGCCGCUCACCUCCGGCCGGCUCUCGCACAGCAGCGGCCCCCUCACUGGCGGUGGCUCCCUCUCCGACAGCCCGCCGGUCUCGCCGGAGAUCGAUGACGCAAAGUACUGCAGAGCGGUCAGCACGCCGAAGCCGCAGGCAUACCGGGCCGGCAACAAGACGGUCGGCCGGUGGCUCAAGGACCGGAAGGAGAAGAAGAAAGAGGAGACGCGGGCGCACAAUGCGCAGGUCCACGCAGCAGUGUCUGUUGCGGCCGUUGCAGCUGCGGUCGCGGCCGUGGCCGCGGCCACUGCUGCCGCUUCAGGGUCCGGCAAGGACGACCGUGCUGCCCGGACAGAUAUGGCCGUGGCGUCGGCUGCGACCCUCGUGGCCGCGCAGUGUGUCGAGGUGGCCGAGUCCAUGGGCGCCGAGCGGGAGCACCUCGAGGCCGUCGUUGGGUCGGCUGUGAACGUCAGGACUCCCGGAGACAUCGUCACUGUCACGGCUGCUGCCGCUACUGCGUUGAGAGGCGCGGCGACAUUGAAGGCGAGGGCUCUGAAGGAGGUGUGGAACAUCGCGGCGGUGAUCCCGGUGGAGAAGGGCGGUGGCGUUGGCGGCGGCGGAGGUGGGCACCACCAGAAGCACGGCGCGCCCAAGCAGCAGCAGCACCAUCACCGGAAGCUGGAGAGCAACGGCAGCAGCAUCAGCGACGUGUCCCUGGAGGAAGAGAACAACUUCCUCGGCAUCUGCAGCCAGGAGCUGCUUGCUCGCGGCACCGAGCUCCUCAAACGCACCCGGAAAGGCGCUCUGCACUGGAAGGUCGUAUCGGUGUACAUCAACCGGAUGGGCCUGGUGAUGGUGAAGAUGAAGAGCCGGCAUGUGGCAGGGACGAUCACGAAGAAGAAGAAAAGUGUGGUGAUCGACGUGUGCAGGGACGUGGCGGCGUGGCCCGGGCGGCACCUGCUGGAGGACGGCGAGCACCGGCGGUACUUCGGCCUGCGGACCGCCGAGCACCGGGUGAUCGAGUUCGAGUGCACCAGCCAGCGGGAGUACGAGAUGUGGACCAAGGGCGUGGCGCGGCUGCUGAGCAUCGCCGCCGAGCGGAAGCGCCUGGCGUGACCUUGACCUGCGUGCCCGUCACCGUCGUCGGCGACCUGCCGACGCCGCCCUGCGCGGCGGGGGGCCAGCCAGGGUCAGUGAGUGCCAUCAUCCACCGUCCGUUGAGGCAACAGAGCGGCAUGGGCAUGGAGGAGGGUGCUGGCAGCCCUCUUUGUGUGUGUGUGUGUCCCACAGGAAUUAUGUUUAGCUAUAGGGGUAGGGUGGGGAGGAUCCUGGUGCUGCUAUGCUAGGGCACGAGUUGGUUUUUGUGCGGGGAUGCGACGCCGGUGCAGGGGGCGCCAUGGAUGCCUUGUGGUAGAGUAGAGGAGAUUGUUUCUCUAUCCCUUUCUCUCUUGUAAGUUUUGCUUCUACUUUUUUUCCUUCUCUCUCGCGGUUGGGGUGUGGCCAUACUGGAACUGUAGCUGGUGAAAGAUAAAUGCUUUGUUCUGGUAGCAAUAGUAGUAGUAACUAUGUAGUUACCGUAGUAAUUACCUACCUACUCUAGUAAAUUAAGCAUUUGUUCAUUCCAUCC